Molecule: messenger RNA, 994 nt
Organism: Ilyonectria robusta
Lineage: Eukaryota; Fungi; Ascomycota; Sordariomycetes; Hypocreales; Nectriaceae
Exons: 1
Coding region: 337-876 (179 amino acids)
Source: RefSeq, a predicted model, not a curated record
AGUGAAGUUUUAGUUCCUAUUAGCUAAAGCAUACUUCAGUACCUACCUACAUAGAAUUGAAUAAAUUAGGGAAACCUCGCUUAUAUGAGCCUGUUUUUGCUCACCUUAGCUUGGGUGGGUAGUUGAUCGAUCGGUUGCAGAAUGUACGUGUAGAGGGCUCCCCAGUAUCGAAAUUGUCAAGCUUCCAUCGCGAGCCCCUGUACUAUCAACGUCACUCAGAUACACAUCGGGCGCUUUCGGAAGCAAGGCCAGGCAGGAAAACCCACGUUCAGCAAGGGGACACUACCGCGCAAAUCCAACGUCUGCUCCACGGCACGCAGGAUCGAAAGCCACAAGAUGGGCCCAGGCAGGGACAAGGCUAGCAGUAAAACGUGGGAGCUGCCAACAAACACGACAACCAACACGCAGCAGCAACAUCAGCAGCAGAGCCGUUUUCUGUCCGCGCCAACUCGGGAUGAACAACAGGGCUGUGCUGUGAGCUGUGAGCUUUGUGGUUUGGGUACCAACCACGUCGACCUCGCUGCGUCGCGUUGUCAUUUGGCAUGCUUGGGGAUGACUGCGAAACCAGAAACAGGAUUUGGACGGAGAUGCCGUCGGGCGUGUAAGGCUGUGCUGCAUACUACAUUUCCCACUAUGUCGACGUGUCUCUCUCACUUAGGUGUCGUGUACAUGCAAGAGUACUUGGAAGACGGCCAUGGAAGCCCACACCCUUCCAACGUGUGUCCCAAAGACUCAUCCUCUGACGCAAGCCCGGCUAGUGACAAACAGAAUGCCAUGGCGCGAUGGCGAUUCGACUCAUGUUCAGUGUCGCAACUCAAAAAUACCCAAAACCCCAAACGACCCCCCUUGUUCCCGUGCAGUCCCGUGCCCGCAUGAAGUCAUGCCCCAGCCAGGGCCAUGAUGCCCCUGCAACCCUGCAAAUGAGCCUGAGAGGCCUUCCCCAUCCCGACCCAUGCCCCAUCUCGCGGGGCCGGCGUGGGGGGACGCGUCAAGG